GUUUUAUAUAUUAUGUUGAAAUUUAUACAACAAUAAAUCAGAGAGCACACUUAUGAGUAAGAAAAAAGGAUUGGUAUGUAUUUAAUUUGAUAAUUAAUAGUUUAAUAUUUAGAUGAAAGCUAAUUUUCAUUAUAUGAAGAUCUAUUAAUCACAGAAAAAAUGUUAACUGAAAAGCUAAGCUAUAAACACUUUGAAGAAUUAUCCGAAAAAUGCAAAAGAAAGACCCCUGAUGAUUUAAAGAGGAGAUAUAUUAAUUUGAUAAAGAAUUUAAGUGAAGAUAAUUUAUAAUAAAUUGUUGAAUUUAUUAAAAAAAAUGGUUUGGAGGGAACAUUAUUUAAGGAUAGAAAUCAAAUAUAAAUUUGUAAAAUAAAUGAGGAGAAGAAAGAUAAAAAGGAUUCAACAUAAAACAAAAAAGAAAUAAAACAAUUAGUUGAACCUGAAUUGAAGAAAAAAAGGAGAAUCUAACCAGAAGUUUAACCUUAGCCUUAAAACUAUUAUUAACUUACUGAUUUACAAAAGUAUAUUCUUUAUUGUUCUGCACCGACAUAUCAAGAAUAAAGAUUUCCCACUAACCCCAACUAUCAAUAAAUCUAAAGAUAAAAAUAGGAAUAAUUUUAAAAUGCAUUACAUGAUUUGAGUUUAUGGUAUGAUAUACCAUUUGAGAAAACGAUUUCACUUCUCAAAGCUUGUUCAGGAAGCUUUGAAAAUUUAAAAAAAUUCUUAGAGGAAAAAAAUUACUUUAUUUAUUGGAAGCCUGAGGAAGAUUAAAAGUUAUUGUCAGGAGAGGAUAUAUAAUCCUUAUAUUAAACAAAAGGAGCAACAGAAAUAGAAAAAAGAAAAAAGUGGCUUUAAAUUGAAUGAAAUGAAUAAAUGCACUAGCUGUUAAAACA
This is a messenger RNA of Paramecium sonneborni, 890 nucleotides long. The record is from the annotation of a GenBank genome assembly. NCBI's taxonomy places the organism in Eukaryota, Ciliophora, Oligohymenophorea, Peniculida, Parameciidae.